GGCUGGGUGAAUGAAGAGAAGAAACCUGGUGGCGUCGUCCCAGGGCUGUGGAGUGCCCCGAAGGUGUGCACGUCCCUGGCUAGCCUGCGAGCGCGUCCCCGGUGGCCGCACCUGCCAGCCGCGCGGUUCUUAGCACUCUCCGCCACUUCCGGCCGUGGCCCCGCCCCGUCGCGUGGCUGGCGUCCCUUACGCGUUGAGGCAUUUUGUCCCCAGCGCCGACCCGUCUCUCUGCCCUCGCCGCUGCCAUGGCGGCAGCUCCGCCGCUUUCCAAGGCCGAGUAUCUGAAGCGUUACUUGUCCGGGGCAGAUGCCGGCGUCGACCGGGGAUCUGAGUCCGGUCGCAAGCGUCGCAAAAAGCGGCCGAAGCCUGGCGGGGCCGGCGGCAAGGGAAUGCGGAUUGUGGAUGAUGAUGUGAGCUGGACAGCUAUCUCCACAACCAAACUAGAAAAGGAGGAAGAGGAAGAUGAUGGAGAUUUGCCUGUGGGAAAUUGAUUAAUUAGAGAAAGAUCUACAAUUAAACCAAUACAGUGACAAUCAGAUGUUUAUGGAGCAAACAUAACUGAAGACCCCUACUUACUUCUUCAUGACCAUUUUGGAUAUAUGUACGCCCUUGUGUUAGGAAUCGGAAUGGUUGUAACUUCAGGUUCUUGAGACAGUGCUUCUUGGCUGGAUCCUGUGGAUUUCCUAAGCAUAGGAAAUCUUUACUCUCACAGGUGGCAGAGUUUGUGGAUGAGCGGCCAGAAGAGGUAAAGCAGAUGGAGGCCUUUCGUUCCAGUGCCAAAUGGAAGCUUCUGGGAGGCCACAAUGAAGACCUACCCUCAAACAGACAUUUUCGUCACGAUACCCCGGAUUCAUCUCCUAGGAGGGUCCGUCAUGGUACCCCAGAUCCAUCUCCUAGGAGGGACCGUCAUGACACCCCGGAUCCAUCUCCUAGGAGGGCCCGUCAUGACACCCCAGAUCCUUCUCCCCUCAGAGGGGCUCGUCAUGACUCAGACACAUCUCCUCCCAGGAGGAUCCGUCAUGACUCCUCGGACACUUCACCCCCAAGGAGGGCCCGCCAUGAUUCGCCAGAUCCUUCUCCCCCAAGGAGGCCUCAGCAUAAUUCUUCAGGUGCAUCUCCUAGGAGAGUCCGUCAUGAUUCACCAGAUCCCUCUCCUCCUAGGCGAGCCCGUCAUGGUUCCUCAGAUAUCUCUUCCCCCAGAAGGGUCCAUAACAACUCCCCUGACACAUCUAGGAGGACUCUUGGCUCUUCAGACACACAGCAACUCAGAAGGGCCCGUCAUGACUCCCCUGAUUUGGCUCCUAAUGUCACUCAUUCCCUGCCCAGAACCAAAAGUGGUAAAGCCCCAGAAAGAGCCUCUAGCAAGACUUCUCCACAUUGGAAGGAGUCAGGAGCCUCCCAUUUGUCAUUCCCAAAGAACAGCAAAUAUGAGUAUGACCCUGACAUCUCUCCUCCACGAAAAAAGCAAGCAAAAUCCCAUUUUGGAGACAAGAAGCAGCUUGAUUCCAAAGGUGACUGCCAGAAAGCAACUGAUUCAGACCUUUCUUCUCCACGGCAUAAACAAAGUCCAGGGCACCAGGAUUCUGAUUCAGAUCUGUCACCUCCACGGAAUAGACCUAGACACCAGAGCUCUGAUUCUGACCUCUCUCCACCAAGGAGGAGACAGAGGACCAAAUCUUCUGAUUCUGACCUGUCCCCGCCUCGAAGGAGUCAGCCUCCUGGAAAGAAGGCUGCACACAUGUAUUCUGGGGCUAAAACUGGGUUGGUGUUAACUGACAUACAGCGAGAACAGCAGGAGCUCAAGGAACAGGAUCAAGAAACCAUGGCAUUUGAAGCUGAAUUUCAAUAUGCUGAAACCGUAUUUCGAGAUAAGUCUGGUCGUAAGAGGAAUUUGAAACUCGAACGUUUAGAGCAAAGGAGGAAAGCAGAAAAGGACUCAGAGAGAGAUGAGCUGUAUGCCCAGUGGGGAAAAGGGCUUGCCCAGAGCCGGCAACAGCAACAAAAUGUGGAGGAUGCAAUGAAAGAGAUGCAAAAGCCUCUGGCCCGCUAUAUUGAUGACGAAGAUCUGGAUAGGAUGCUAAGAGAACAGGAAAGAGAGGGGGACCCUAUGGCCAACUUCAUCAAGAAGAAUAAGGCCAAGGAGAACAAGAAUAAAAAAGUGAGACCUCGCUACAGUGGUCCAGCACCUCCUCCCAACAGAUUUAAUAUCUGGCCUGGAUAUCGCUGGGACGGAGUGGACAGAUCCAAUGGAUUUGAACAGAAGCGCUUUGCCAGGCUUGCCAGCAAGAAGGCAGUGGAGGAACUUGCCUACAAAUGGAGUGUUGAGGAUAUGUAACUUUCCUGAGGCUGUGGGGGUGGCUGGGCUGUGGUAGUGGGCAUAGGCAGUGAGAUAUCCAGUGGUAACAGUUGUCUGUGCUAAUAAUUGGAGCCCACACAGACCAGCAACUUGUUGAAUGCCAGUUUUGACCACAGAAGAAUAUUCGAGACCUGAUGUUUGGACUGAGGUACCUGUACUUCUUGGGUGUGACAGCACCGGCUGUUGCUGGCUUUCAGAGGAAGCAUUGAUUUCUCAUCGACCAGGGUUUGUUCUUGGUAGGGUUUUUCUUUUUCUUUUUUAAAUAAACAUGUAUUUAUUUUUUUAAAA
Pan troglodytes (chimpanzee) is the source of this 2644-nucleotide messenger RNA. It is a transcript of the gene BUD13, whose product is annotated as BUD13 homolog. The record is from RefSeq and is a predicted model, not a curated record. Gene Ontology annotation, molecular function: RNA binding. Bases 755 to 2335 code for a protein of 526 amino acids. Gene Ontology annotation, biological process: mRNA splicing, via spliceosome. NCBI's taxonomy places the organism in Eukaryota, Metazoa, Chordata, Mammalia, Primates, Hominidae. The transcript has 10 exons. Gene Ontology annotation, cellular component: RES complex; U2-type spliceosomal complex.